AUGUUGUUCUCCCUCGUCGCUGCAGUCGCGACAGCAUGGGUGUUUGCAGCAACUGCCGCUGCACAGUUGACGCCGCCCAACAUUGCCUUCAAUGUGACGUCGCUGUCAUCUGCGGGGUUCCUCUGGUACUAUCCCGACGGCCUGCUCAUCACCUCCAACAACACCAAAGUCUGGAACCAGUCAUGGGAAACGACGUCGCCGGGCUCCAACGGGGUGACUUAUGUCGCAGGCAAUUCGUACCACUACGCCCAGCCCUCAACAUCCCCCACAGCUGUGUUCUGUACAUUUGUCGGCAGCCGGAUCAUAUUAUACGGCGGGUACGACAACUUCACCUGGGGCACGGACGGUCGCACGCCGCAAAUGAUGCUCAACUGGACCACGACCAGUGCCGAAACUCUAACUCCGCCGUCAGACCCGACUGGGAAUGAAGGUAUCAUUGCCGACUCUGGAGAGCUAGAAUAUGGGCACCACGAUGUCAAGGUGUUCACCACAUCGGGAUUGGGGUGGUGGAGCGUAUCGUCGGUCACUAUCGAGACGGGCCUGGUGACCACGGCUUCGGAUUAUUCGCUUGUUCCAACGUACGACGAAUACGCGGUCGUCAAUGGCACUAAAAACACUCGUUGGUCGUACCCAGGUGGCAAGUGGGAGGUGCAGUCACCUCUCGAUCAAGCCAGCGCCGAAAUCAUCUCGGACUGGGCCGCCGACAACUUUUCUACUGUCCUCAACGGCCUCGCCAGCCCAAAGGUCGUCAUUGACAUACCGGCCAACACCAGCUACGUGAUGGUCAAUGGAUCGACGGAUACGUUCCAGGGCACCUACUAUGUGGAUAUUGAGCCAAAGCAGUACAACUACCUGUACCCCGCCAAGCUCAACCAGCCCACUGGAUCCGGAAGCAGCUACUACAUCGCGCCCCAUACCAUGGCAAUGACCUCGUUGGACCCGACUGUCAAAUACAACAUGACCAUUGCCGGGGCCACUGGCUCGUCCAACACAAUCGUCAUCAGCGGCGUCAAGUACUGGGCGGGAGUCACAAACAGCACCUGGCCAGAUUUCAGCCCCAUCAACAACACGGUCGUCAUCCACGAUCCGGGAAAGACAAAGGCCAACACGGCCGCUAUUGCCGGCGGUGUCGUGGGCGGCGUGCUGGGCGGCGCCGUCAUUGCCACCAUUGCGUGGUUCUGGUACCGCAAGCGCGCGCGCACAAAGUACUCUGAAGACCCAAACUUUGUCAUAGACGAAGGGCCCGAGCCAUCGCUCCAGCCUUUCCUGCAGGACGAUUCCCGCGGUGUUACUGCCAACAUGAACAUGACGAAUGGCACGUAUGUGACUCAUCAGGCAUACGCCAACAACUCUGGCGCAACCCCGGUCGACAAUUCUGGAGGAUACUCACCCGAGGCCAUGGGCUUCAACAGCCCUGCUGACUCCAAAGCUCAGCAAGCUGCUGCGAUAAGCAUGGCUGGUGGCGCCACUGCUGCCGGCACAGCCGCCGCAGCUAGCCGUCCUCGUCGCCAAGGGGGCGUAGAGCAGGAAUCCGACGCUGGGGGGCUGGAACCGGCCGAAGAUGAGCCUGUCGAGUAUGUUCCUCCCAUGUACGACCCCCAGUGGGCCACAAGGGGGACCGGGUCAUCUGUCGCUGGUUCCUCGGUCACAAACAGCUAUAGUGUCGCAGGUUCAGAAAAGCGUUAA
Messenger RNA from Apiotrichum porosum, 1686 nucleotides. RefSeq lists its product as uncharacterized. The record is from RefSeq and is a predicted model, not a curated record. Lineage: Eukaryota; Fungi; Basidiomycota; Tremellomycetes; Trichosporonales; Trichosporonaceae. The transcript has 3 exons. The coding region runs from base 1 to 1686 and encodes 561 amino acids.